Saccharomyces cerevisiae S288C is the source of this 435-nucleotide messenger RNA. RefSeq lists its product as uncharacterized. Gene Ontology annotation, cellular component: membrane. The transcript has a single exon. NCBI's taxonomy places the organism in Eukaryota, Fungi, Ascomycota, Saccharomycetes, Saccharomycetales, Saccharomycetaceae. The record is from RefSeq and is marked reviewed. The coding region runs from base 1 to 435 and encodes 144 amino acids.
AUGACUUUGGCUUUUACGACCUUCGCUAUUUCCAAGAUAAACAAUUCGUCCACGAAUGAAGAUUCUAAAGUCAUGAUACUGUGCGAUGAGCAUCACCCUUUCGAGAAGGGUUACUUUAAGUCCGCCAUACGAGCCUUCGGCAACAGCAUUAAGCUAGGAUUAAUGGGUAACUCGCGACCAGAAGACGCAGCGUCCAUAUUCCAAGAUAAAAAUAUUCCUCACGAUCUGACGACGGAAGAAUUCAGGUUGCAGCUGGUCUGUAUGGCUUUUUCCUGGUUCAUAUUUGGUCUCUUCAUCGCCUGCUUACUACUUUGUAUCACGCUUGUGCUAACAUCGCGAUAUCCUGGAGAAAAUGAAAACAAAGCCACGGAAGUUGUGCCAUCCAGUAAUAUUGACGACGAAGAAAAGCAAUUAUCGCUUUCCGACAUGAUUUAG